AUGCGGCCCCCGGGCUCGGAGGAGAGUCCGGAGCCUGCAAAGGACGAGGAGGAGGGUCCGGAGCCCGUGAAGGACGAGGAGGAGGAGGAGGAGGAGGAGGUGGAGGAAGGCCCGCAGCCCGUAGGGGACGGGGAGGCAGCGGCGCCCGCCCCCGACGGCGCCUCCCCGGCCGCCUGCGCCGCUGCGGGGCCGGGCCCCGACGUCCCCAAAGCAGCCGCGGGGGACGACGAGGGGCCCGGCGGCAGCAAGUACCUGCUGGGCGCCCUGGCCCUGCUGGCCCUGGGGCUGCUGCUCGUGCCCGGGGGCAUCUAUGACCCAGCGGAGGGCCCCGCGGAGAGCGACGUGCCCCGGGACGUGGCGGGAGGGCAGCAGGAGCCGCCGGUGCCCGCGGGCGUCACYGAGCCGCCACCUCCGGAGGCCGGGUCCCCCCCCAGCCUGCAGUCCAUGAGCCUCCUCCUGGACCGGCUGGCCAAGGAGAACCAGGACAUCCGGCUCAUGCAGGCGGAGCUGCAGGCGCACAAGGAGGAGCUGCAGGCGCUGCUGCGGCGCAGCGAGGACGAGGCGGCGGCCGCGGGCGCCCAGCGCCGNGGGAGCCCUCGACUGGGCGGGCUGGAGCGGCGGCUGGAGCAGGCGGAGGCCGCCGAGCCCUGGAAGAAGCCGUUCAAAGCGGACAACAAGGAGGGCAAGCGGCACAAGCGGCACGAGGGCGCGGAGAAGCGGGAGCAGGGCCUGGCCCACGGGCCCGGCAAGGAGCCCCGGCCACCGCGGGAGCACAAAGCCGGGCCCGAGGCGCCUGCCCAGCCCGGCCCGGCGGAGCCGCCGCUGCUGAGCCGCUACCGGGCCCCGCGGGGCUGCUCGGGGGUGGCCAAGUGUGCCCGCAAGGAGGGCAUGGAGCCUGUGCAGCGGGCGCAGUUCCUGCAGCUGCUGCAGGGCUUCCUGGAGCGCCAGGGCUGGGGGAGGCACCUGGCAGGGGUGACCGCCCGCCUGGACGGCGCCUUCGGGCCUGAUGGCACCUUCGCCCACGACCGCCUGCGCUUUGUGGACUUCGUGGACGACGCCGAGGAGCUGCUGGAGGAGCUGGCGCGGCGCGAGGGCGGCGACGAGGAGGCGGCCGACGGCUUUGAGGAGUUCGUGCUGCAGCGCGUGGCCCGCGGGUUUGCCAAGAAGGAGCGGCCCAGGAAGGGUCCSCAGCAGCACCGAGGGGGCGGCCCCGCGUGGAGCCACGAGAGCCGCUCGCGGGGGUAGAGGCGCGAAGGCCGCACGGGGCCCCCCUGCACCCAUCUGUCUGAUGCACUGUGUCCUGCCCGGGGCGGGCACACCUGGGGUACCCGAAGCCAUGGGGGCUCCGGGUGUCACUGCCCGGCCCCGGGCCUCCCCGCACCCUGUGUGAUGCUGCACUGCCGUAGAUGCAAUAAAGUCACUGCUGGCCGA
Nothoprocta perdicaria is the source of this 1431-nucleotide messenger RNA. It is a transcript of the gene PBXIP1, whose product is annotated as PBX homeobox interacting protein 1. The record is from RefSeq and is a predicted model, not a curated record. Bases 1 to 1245 code for a protein of 414 amino acids. The transcript has 9 exons. Lineage: Eukaryota; Metazoa; Chordata; Aves; Tinamiformes; Tinamidae.